AUGUCUUACCAGCAGGAACAGUGCAAGCAGCCCUGCCAGCUCCCUCCUCCGUGUCCACAGCCCAAGUGCCAGGGGCCAUGUCCAUCUCCACAGUGCCCACAGCCAUGCCCAUCUCCACAGUGCCCACAGCCAUGCCAACCUCUACAAUGCCAGCAGAAAUGUCCUCCGUUGCAGCCUUGCCAACCCUGCCAGCAGAUGUUUCCACCCAAGGGCAAGUAA
Molecule: messenger RNA, 219 nt
Organism: Talpa occidentalis (Iberian mole)
Lineage: Eukaryota; Metazoa; Chordata; Mammalia; Eulipotyphla; Talpidae
Product: small proline-rich protein 2E-like
Exons: 3
Coding region: 1-219 (72 amino acids)
Cellular component (GO): cornified envelope
Source: RefSeq, a predicted model, not a curated record